This is a messenger RNA of Aedes albopictus (Asian tiger mosquito), 2407 nucleotides long. RefSeq lists its product as uncharacterized. The transcript is spliced from 2 exons. The coding region runs from base 610 to 1785 and encodes 391 amino acids. NCBI's taxonomy places the organism in Eukaryota, Metazoa, Arthropoda, Insecta, Diptera, Culicidae. The record is from RefSeq and is a predicted model, not a curated record.
GAAUAACGGACAAAGAUCAGACAUCGUAUAACAAAUUUCUUUCGAAUUUAUUGUUAGCGACCCAUUUUGUCCCGAAAGAAAAUGGUUCAAGGUGGAUCACAUUUAAACAAUUGUUUAUCGAAAUGCAAAUUACAUUUAUUUAUUGGUUGACUAAUGUCUUUGAAGGGCAUUUUUUUUCUUAUACAUUUGUAUUUGUCAAAAAUAUGAAAUCAGUUAUUUCACACUUAUUCUGGUCAUUUAUUUAGGUAUUUAAGUAUUUUACAGCACUCUCGUUGUAUUUAUCCAAUUCGGCAAGUCUCGUUAGAUGAAUGUACGACUCAUGUAGUAAAAAUUAUCAUUUUGAAACUCGCUGCAUAAAUAACUAUUUUUUAAUUUCUUUUUAUUUGUGAAUUAUAAUUUAUGCGCAUUCGUCACACAUGUCAAAUAUAUUAUACGGAUUAAACGGAUUAGAUUUCAGCUCUAUAAUAAAGACAAAUCAAUCAACUCAAUCAAUCAUGUUGAUACCUGUUAUUUGAUAAUCCUUUUAUUUGUUUCUAAACAUGUUUUUAUCUUCCACCCGCAGGACGUAUAUUCAGUUCAAACCAAUCCAAUGUUUUUGAGCAAAGCGCAAUGGCAAUCGUUGACGAUCAGUCCUUCCUUCAUCAGCUUCAGAUUUCCCCAAAUGUAUUGACAAUCGUUACCAACUCUGAAACAUCGUCAUGCGCAUCCGGUUCCGUCGAAGUGCAGUCAGCAGCAAUAAACGUAGGCGAGACUGCAGAAGACCCUACUAUCGAACAGGUGCCAGCUGAAAUAAACGAUGAGACUAUGGAUAACAAUUUGCAUGACGAAAACAAAUCCCCAAACGUGUCUGUUAAACGAUGUCGUGAAGAACUCCCUGGUUUUCACGUCGUUAAGAAAAAUGUUUCCACUGGAAUGAAAUUUCGUUCAUUUGAAAUAAAAUGGGACAAAGUUAGCGAUAAUACGCUAUCGAAACUGGAUGCACUGCAGGACUACAAACUAAAAAAUCAUUCAAGUUCAGCUCCCAAACCAAUGCGGCUUACAAAACAAGAAAGAUGUGGAUUGAUUAACUGCAUCGUCGAUCAACUCAGGGCCAUCGAUACCUGCAUUCAAGCGGAUAUCAUGGAAACAGUGGCCAAAGAUAUUUUGCGCAAGUACCCAUGCUUGGAAAUGGUGGAUGAUGAUGGAUACGGAGAUGGUUUGAGUUACGUGGUAUUGAAGCACAAGUUAAUCAACCACAAUUCAUACCUUAACCGGUUCAAAGAUCCGAACCAUCAGACAACCAGAGUCACUUCACAGACCCGGAAAUGCAGCAACGCUAGAGCGGGUACUUCCAAAGAAUACUGGGCCAAAUCAUCACCUGAAUGUGCCAAAGAACUUUUCGUAAAACUGCGAAGAGAUGAGCCUAACUUGCUAUCUGAUGAGUGUCUACAAUCAACUCAUGCAUUUGUUCGAUAUCGUUUGGAUUCGCAUCGAGAUCUGAGAACGUUACUGUUGGAACUUCCGGUUCUGCGCAGAAGGAAAUUGCUGUCCUACCAUUUCAACCAAGCUACUGGAACUGACAUCGACACACUACGCAAGUUUUUCAACAUGAAACGAAUCAAAAUAAUUGAGUAUUCGGCAGCAGUAAGUAAACCAGGGAAACUGCUUGAAUCUUGCUCGGAUGCUGAAAUUUUCCAGUUCCUGGCUUCUAUGGUUGGCGAAAAUUUGAACAACCUUGUUUUGAAGAAAGAGGUAAACUUUUAUUUAAUGACAUCAAAACAGCAUGUUAAUUCGGUUUUCUUAUGAUUGUAGGUAGGAACACGGAUGGAGGACAUCGAUCAUGCAUCAGGUGGACCAGUUUUGGUCGCGAUAGACAUGGGAAAUGAUAAAGCUAUGUAUUACGUUUACGCUGAACAAACACGUCUUUCGGAAGGAACUGAAGAUAUCGUUGGCGGAAUCCAGGAUCUAAUGAGCGUUCAUUACGUCCACAAUUUUGUGUACCUGAAGGAGGCAUCAAAGUUUCUCGAGCUAGUCCAACAAUACUUCCUCAAAAUAAUCCCCAGCAAGGGCUCCAAAUCGACCGCAAACCGGGUUGGUCCAAUUCAACGUGUUGUUAAGAAAGCCAUUGAAACGCUUUCAUCAUAUGACGCGUCACAGCCUGGCCCUUCUAAUUUGUGAAAUGCUAGUUUGUUCAGCUAAGUACGUUGAGUUAUGAUAAUAAUAUGAAUAAUUACUAGCGAACAUCUGAAACAUAAUGUUUUUAUGACAUUUAAUAUAGUUAAGAGAUAAAAGCUUGAAAUCUGCAAGUGUUAGAUGUUUUAGAUAAGAGAAUAAAAGAGUUUUUAUUAUACUCAAAAUUUGUUUCAAUGCAUUUGCUGAAAGAAAUUAUCAUAUAGCUUUGAUGGUUGAUGUGGUGGCACUAGUUUUG